UGAUCCAAUUCAUUCAGAAAAAUAUUUUCUCCCGAUUCGGAGUUCCACGAUCUUUCAUCACCGACAAUGGUACUCAUUUUUGUAACAAAGCAUUGGAACGUGUCCUUUCCAAAUAUGGGAUUCACCACCGACUCUCAACUCCAUACCACCCGCAAACAAAUGGCCAAGUGGAACUUUCAAACCGAGAAAUCAAAACAAUUCUCGAGAAAGUUGUUAAUCCUUCCCGAAAGGAUUGGGCCGAAAAGCUUGAUGAUGCACUAUGGGCAUAUCGCACUGCUUACAAAAAUCCCAUCGGCACCUCACCAUUCAAAUUGGUGUAUGGGAAAGCAUGUCACCUUCCUGUUGAGGUUGAACACAAAGCAUAUUGGGCAAUCAAGAUACUCAACAUGGAUCUUGCAUUGGCGGGUGAGAAACGACUGUUGCAGCUAAAUGAACUUGAAGAAUUCAGACUUGCAGCUUAUGAUAGCUCAAAACUCUACAAGGAGAGAACAAAAGUUUUGCAUGACCGGGUGAUCAGCCGAAGAAAAUUUGAACGGGGAGAUAAAGUUCUUCUAUUUAACUCACGUUACAAAUUCUUUCCCGGAAAGCUAAAGACCCGAUGGUUGGGUCCAUUUGAAGUACUUGAAGCAUUUCCAUCCGGAGCAGUCCAGUUGUUAAACAAAAGCGGCCAAAAACUCAUGGUAAAUGGACAACGGUUGAAACUAUACCAUGAUGGUGAGAGACAAGAGGCAACUUCUGUGUAUUGCCUCACUGAUCCGAAAUAUGAAUGAAGAGGCAUGGGUCAAGCUAAUGACCUUAAACGAGCGCUUCUUGGGAGGCAACCCAAGUUUGUAAAUUUCAAAAAAAAAAAAAAAAACAAAAAAAAGCAAAAAAAAAAAAUGUCUAGGUUUUUGUUUUUGGACUCUAAAGGGGCCACAUCCGCUCGAAAAGACAUCUCAACAUCAUCCGUCCGCAAUUCAGGGAAGUUUUCUUUACACUCCUUUAAUUUAUUUUCCACUAAGGACAGUGCAAAUUUUAAGUGUGGGGGAGUGGGUAGUUCGACCCUAAUUUCUUGUGUGAAUAUUUUUUCUUUUUCCUUGCUUGUUUGUGUGAUUUUAUUUUCUUUUAUUUUUAUUUUGUGUGUUUGUUUAGAAAAGUAAAGACCAGUCUUGUCCAAAAUACAACAAUAGACAAACAACACAUUAGUUUACACUUUUUGUUACUAGUUACUUCCAUAACUUUUUAAAACUAUUCAUUCACCUCUUUUGACGAAAUGUGGUUUGAGUUUGAGAAGUGUCACUAUAAUUUUUUGAGAGUAACUUAGUAUUAGCUUUGAACUUGAUUCUUUUUAACACUUUAACAUUAAACACCUUAGAUUUUAUUUUUCCAAUUUAUUGGUUAAUAGUUGAAUUAGUGAAAGUUUAUG
Cuscuta europaea is the source of this 1405-nucleotide messenger RNA. The record is from the annotation of a GenBank genome assembly. Lineage: Eukaryota; Viridiplantae; Streptophyta; Magnoliopsida; Solanales; Convolvulaceae.